Dovyalis caffra is the source of this 1683-nucleotide messenger RNA. Lineage: Eukaryota; Viridiplantae; Streptophyta; Magnoliopsida; Malpighiales; Salicaceae. The record is from the annotation of a GenBank genome assembly.
AUGAAUAACAAUAGCAAUAAAUCUAGGAGAGUCAAGUCCCCUGGGUGGGCUGCCUUUGACUUGAAAAAGAGGCAGCAAGAUGGUGAAGUUGCUGGUAAGGAUCCAUUUCCAGCUAUUGGAGACUUACCAUUUACUGGGUUGAAGAGGAAUCAUGACAAUAGUGGCGUUUUCUGUUCGAAGUCUUUCUCUUCUGUACUUUUGCCUUCUUCUUCUACGGCUGCUGGUUUUCCUGCUUUGAAGACGCAUCAUGAUAAUAAUUUGACCACCCCAGUUACUGAUUUUUCUGCUGGGUAUAGUGAUUCCAAUAAGGUUAUUGAGGAGAAGAAUAGUGGUAAUGUUUUAUUGGGUUUGAAGAAGCUCAAAGAGCUUCAUGAGUGGGCUGAUUUUAGCUUGAUUGAGGAUGUCAUGGCCGGUGUGGAUAAUGAUGUCGAAAAGGCUUCUGCUUUGUUGAAUGGAAUGGUUUCUAAUGCUGACUUUGAGAAGGAUGAGGGAGCAAAAUUUAAGUCCAGUUUUAAUACGAGUCUUGCCGAUGAUAUUGCUGAUUUGAGCUCUACUCUUGAGGAUGCUCUCAAAGAUAAUGAUCAUAAAAAUGAUAAGAAUAGCAUAGAAUUGAGAGAGGAUGUGGUUGCUUCUCCUGCUGUUGAUGUUACUGCUGCUGCUGCAAACAUGAAACUGAUUUUGGGACACUUGAAGUCUGUACCUAUUGAGCCUGAGUGGGAAGAAGAUGAUGUUUACUUGAAUCAUCGAAAGAAUGCUUUGAGGAUGAUGAGGGUAUCAAACAGUGUAGUUAAUAUAGCCCGUAAAUUGAAUGCAACUGAGCUAGAACCUAUGUUGGCAUCUCAGCAUUCCAGGGCUGCCACUAAUGCCUUUUUAAGAAGGGAUCAUUUUUCUGCUCAGCAGUAUUCUUUGAAAGCAAGGGAGGAAUGGUCGGCUGCUGAAGAACUCAAUGCUAAGGCAGCCAAAGAAAUUUUAAGCAUAAGAAAUAGUGAUAAUAAUCCAUGGAAAUUGGACUUGCAUGGUCUUCAUGCAGCAGAGGCUGUUCAAGCCUUGCAAGAACACGUGCAAAAAAUUGAGAUCCAGGCUCCAAAAAAUCUGUCAACAUCUCCAAGUAGAAUAAACACAAAGAAUGGGAUUGUACAUUCUUCUCCAUUUGAUGCCUAUGGUGCUGCAGAUGUGGAGAACUCGGAUAAGCAGCAAGCGGCAAUUAGACAGAGACCAACAUCAUUACAAGUAAUAACAGCUGUUCCCGUGCAUGUAGAUAUGAAGAUGUGGCAUUUAAAUGCAUUAAAACUUGCUACUGUACCUGUUUUUCCUUAUCUUACAGCAAGGUUCAGUAUGUUUUUGAAUGAGCAAGCUGCUGAUUGGAUGAAAAUAGGAAGAAAGAGUGUAGGCAAUCAUAGCCGGGGGCAAGCUGCACUCCCAACAGCUGUGAGAAGUUUCCUCAAUGAUAAUGGAUAUCGAUUUGACGAGACUAGGCCAGUGAGCAAGGCUUUGGAUUUGCUAUAUGACAUGAACUGGGCAGCGAGUCAUACUUCCUAUGGGAUUGUGUUAGGUCCAAGUAAAGAGCGAAAAGAAAAUCUAAUGUAUGAAAGCUCAAUAAAGGAGACAGGCUCCGGCCUAGCUGUGAGGAUGGUUACUACACCCGAAACUCAUCACAAAGACAAGUUUAUGGAGAUUAUAUGA